Messenger RNA from Encephalitozoon cuniculi GB-M1, 606 nucleotides. RefSeq lists its product as uncharacterized. Gene Ontology annotation, molecular function: protein kinase binding. The transcript has a single exon. Lineage: Eukaryota; Fungi; Microsporidia; Unikaryonidae. Bases 1 to 606 code for a protein of 201 amino acids. The record is from RefSeq and is marked provisional.
AUGACCUCAAGAUGCUCUGGGAUCGACCUGUCUAGCGACGAGGAGGAGGCUGUGCACCCCAACAUAGAUGAGCGGAGCUACAGAGAGUGGAAGAGGAGACAGAGGGAAGAGAGGAGAAAGGGGUUGGAGCGGAGGCUGGAGGAGAUCAACUCCAGCAAGGAGCUUAGCGAAGAACUGGCUGAGGAAAAGAGAGAGAUAGAAAGGAUCUUGAAGCCAUCAUACGUGUGCUUUGAGACGGAGUCGUUCCGAACUCCCUCUGGAGAUGCAGAGAAGGACUACAUCCAGGAGCUGGAGUACCUUAUAGUCCACAACGAGCUCGGCGACUUCAUCGAGCUGAUGGACCGGUGCAAGAUCGACAUGGAGGAGUUCGAGUUUCUUGUCCUCCACAAUCUGGCCGAGCAGAUCAAGGAAGGAAACGAUGCGGGGGGUCUUAUCCUCUCGAAGGUGUCCCUGUAUGUCAAAUAUGCAUUGUCACACGGAAAAGAGUUUCUCCUGAAGCUGCGCGCCCAGCUUACAAAUAAGGAAAGGAAGAGGCAGUUUGAGGAGGACUGCAAGAAGGACUUUCAGGAGACAAAGCAGAUCUUCUUGGAGCAGUUUGGGCCAUAG